Molecule: messenger RNA, 7297 nt
Organism: Trichosurus vulpecula (common brushtail)
Lineage: Eukaryota; Metazoa; Chordata; Mammalia; Diprotodontia; Phalangeridae
Gene: ARHGEF5
Product: Rho guanine nucleotide exchange factor 5
Exons: 15
Coding region: 110-4951 (1613 amino acids)
Biological process (GO): intracellular signal transduction; activation of GTPase activity
Cellular component (GO): cytoplasm; nucleus
Molecular function (GO): protein binding; guanyl-nucleotide exchange factor activity
Source: RefSeq, a predicted model, not a curated record
GGGCGGCUGGGGCCUGAGUCGGGGACUGCCGGCAGGAGCUGGGACCCCAGUGGAGAUCUUUCUGCCCAAACAGCCCGGACCAUGUGACACUGACCAGGAAUCAGCCCUGAUGGAGGCUGAAGGGCCUCCUCGAAGUGCUUCUACUCCAACUACUGCUCUGGAGGAACUCCACAUCUUUCCAACAUCCCUCAUGAAGAAUAGAGGUAUCCCUGCUUCAGAGCUCGAAGCAGCAGAGACAGAGGACCCUGCCUGGAAGUGGGCUGAGGAGGACGAUGAUGUCUUUGGGGCUCAGCAGAGAGAUCUGAGUAACCUAAGCACAACUGAAGAGACACCACCCGUUUUCCAGGAAGAUUCUCUAGGCUCUUUGGAGCUUGACUAUGGAGAUAUUGUAACUGCAGAAUCAGGAGUUCAGAGACCCUCAUGGCUAGCAUCUCAGGGCCCCCAAGAGGGUCAUGUACCUUUUAUUCCCACAGAGAGCUCUGUCAGUCCCACCCUGGUUACUAGCCUGGGCAUUGAACCCAUCCCCAAUGAAAUAAGUAGCAACAUUGAGGUAGAAUCUUGGACAGAGUUCCCUAACACUCUGAAGGAAACUGAAAGGUCAAGAGCUAGUGAGACAGUGGAGAAAGGAAUCAUUCUUCCCUCCUCCACUGAGGCUAGGUCCUGUUCUCCUCCUGAAGAACCCAAUAGUCCAGUCUCUCAUGCCGGAAGAAGAGCUUCCCAGCAAGAGGGGGAACCCCAAGCCCAAGAGAAGAAGGAAAAUGGAGGGCAAGAAGGGCUGUUACAUCAGAGACAAGAGGAGGGCAGGGAUCUAGGGAAACAGAAGAAGCAGGAACAGAGGGAACUAGAAGGUCAGGGGGAGCUGGAGUGGAUUGAUGGACUCUCAAGAAAACAGGAACUGGAGGGGGUAACAUAUGUUCAAGGACAAAUGGGAGAACCGGGACAAGAAGAUAAAGGACAGGAUGAAUUGGUUCUGGGAAAACAAAAAGAAAGAGAGACAUUUAAUAGGGAGGUAGAAGAUCAGAAGCAGAGGGAAGGGUACCCAGGAGACACAGAUGUGGAGAUGCAGGGUCAUGGGGAAGUAGGAGAGGAGAAAAAUCAAGGAAAUGGGCUGGCAGAGGAGCAGAGAAAGGCAGAUCAUUAUGAUAAGGACCAAGAGUUAGAUGGGAAGCAGGGGAAGAUAGUGGAUGAGGGUAAGGAAAAACAGGGAGCUGUAGAGGAGCAAUGGAAGCUAGAAGGAAGUAAGGAAGAACAGGAGAGUGUGGCUGGAGAAACAUUGGAGGUAGCAGGAAUAGUAAGGAGAAAUGAGAAUGAGGAGAUUCAGAAGCAUUAUGGUUCCUUCCCGUUGACCCAAGUUGUCCCAGGUGCCAAUAUUUCAUGGGGCUCUUUCCCAGAAGACCUUGUUUCCACUAUCACAAGAUCUGAGACUCAAGAAGGGAUAAAGACUGAGUCUUCUAGAGUUCAGGUCUCCAUGUAUUCUUCCUGCCCAGACUCUACUCCAAAGUCUGGACAGGGGUCAUCAGAAUCUGUCCAGUCCUUCCCUCCUCACAGUCUCUCUGGAAAGGAUACUGAGAAAGAAGCAGAGCAAAAUGGCUGGGAGGAAGAGUAUGGUCAAGGAGAUAGAGCAAUGCCUGGCUUGGGGAAGAAACCAACACCCCCAAGGCCAAUUGCUAUAGCUCCUAGGACAGAGACCUCAACUCCUUUCGGUUCUACUAAGGUGGAUCCCAACACAACCACCUCAUCAUCUUCCUGCCCCUCUACCUUCUUUCCUAUAGGAGAUUCUUCACUCCCAUCCCAUCUGCCAGAGUUCUCUAGGUCCUUUUCCUCUGAUAAAGAAUUCUCUUUUCACCACUGGGACCCUGAUGCUGCCUUGAACAUUCUCCACAUACCUUCUGCUAAAGAGGCUCCCUUGGUACCACAUGCCAGCUCUGACUGGGCCAGCACUCUAAGCCUCCCUGAAUCCUCUGAGGAAACUCUCCAGUACCAUAUGAGUAAUUCUGCUCCAAGUUCCUAUGGGGGAGGGCAGCCUCAGUAUCUGGCCCAGCCUCCAGCCUCCUUCUAUCGCUCUGAGUUGUCUCAGAGGCUCUCUGAGCCUGCCAUCCACCAUGCUGAGAUCCCAGGAAGGGAGGAGCAGCCUAGGCUAGAACCCUUUUCUGACUCUUCCUCCUUGAGCCAACUUCAAGGAUUCACCCCAUAUUUAGAGAGGCCUGGUGCCACUCAUAACCAAACUUGGUGUCCACCAAAAAAGGAAGCCUUCAUCUCAGGAGGACUUAUCCAUGGCUCCCCUACUUCCUCAUCCAUGGUAGAAAUGGGAUUACAUGAACUGCUGCCUCCUGUCCCAGUACGGGAGAGGCACAGUCAUCCUCCCCUGGCUGCACGACAUAGCAAUCAUCUCAACAAGCCCUCAGCCCCAAAACGGUAUAGCCACCCUCCCACCUUGGCCUUAGCUUCAAUACUGCCUGAUUCCCCUGAAAGACCUUCUCUCCCUGUUAAGGCAAGACAGAAUCGACCUCUGCCUUCUACUCCAGUCACAGACACUUCCCACCAUACUCAGACUCCUAGGCUGAGGUACAAUAAGCCGCUACCUCCCACCCCAGUCACACCCCCGCCCUACCAACCUCCCAUAUCUACCACCCCAAGUAAGAAAAACAAACCUCUUCCUCCUGUUCCCAUUUCGGAUCCUGACACCAAGCCACCUCCACUGCCUCCAAAGGCUAAGUGGCGAAGCAACAGUACUCACAGGACACUUGUGGAUGUAGGAGAUCAGUUGAGGUCAAAACCUGGCUCCUCCAAGGUACCUGGAGGGAACUGGGAAGCCCCUUCUCCCCUCUCUGCUGGACGUACCUCCUGGCCUCCAGCUGUGGAUAGGCCAACAGACACUUUGACCUUUCCUGGCAGGAACAAAAGUGAGAUGUCUGCUCCUCUGGCCUUCAGUAACAUGACCAACUUCCUUCUGCUGAGUCCUUCUUCCCCAGCUCCCUCCAUGACCCAGGACCCACAGCUUUCUAUCCUGGGAGGAGUCCAGGAUGAACAUGGACAAUCAGAAGGGACUUUGAGGACUUUGAGCAGAGGAGUUCUUCAAGGGGAUGGCAAUGGACCCCGGAGGUCAAAUCGAGGCCUGGGGCGGCAGUCAGGGAAACCUAGCCACCCACCUUUGGAGAAAUCAUCCAGCUGGCCACACAGGAAAGAUCCUGGGAAAUUCUUGGAAAUGAGUGGUGGGCACUCAGAGAGUCCUGCUGAGGAGCAGAACAAGACCAAGGGAUGGAACCGGCAAGGCCUGCGCAGACCAUCUGUCUUGCCUGGGGAGGCCCUAGAUAGGGAAGGCCCCCCCAUGGAAAAACCUCCUUGUCCCUCAGACACAAUUGUUCUUCGAGAGAAGAAACCAAGAGAAGUGAUGGGUAGUGUUGCCAGGCGCUGCUCCAAGUUCAUCAAUUCUUCCCACCUGCUUUAUCAGGAGUAUAGUGAUGUGGCUUUAAACAAGGAGAUACAAAGCCAGCAGAGGCUGGACAGCCUGAUCGAAGUGUCCAGCCCAGCUUCUCCCCGACAGCCCCGAAAGUCUCCAGGUACCCCAGACUCUUAUCUUCAGCGCCUCUCCAUCGCUUCCAGUGCAUCUUUAUGGCAGGACAUCCCCCGAGUACGCAAUAGCACCAUGCUGCUCUCUAUGACUCAUGAGAACCAAAAACUGCAGGAGGCCAAAUUUGAACUUAUCAUGUCAGAAGCUUCCUACCUGCGAAGUCUUCAUGUGGCUGUAGACCAUUUCCAGCUCUCAUCACAGCUCCGGGCUACAAUGUCUAACCAAGAACACCAGUGGCUCUUCUCUCGUCUACAAGAAGUGCGGGAUGUCAGCACCACGUUUCUCUCGGACCUGGAAGAGAACUUCGAGCAUGACAUCUUUACCUUCCACGUUUGUGAUGUGGUCCUGACCCAUGCACCUGCCUUCCGGCGUGUCUACCUACCUUAUGUGACCAACCAGACUUACCAGGAGCGCACUUUUCAAGGCCUACUGAACAGCAACAGCAAUUUCCGAGAGGUCCUGGAAAAGCUAGAAAGUGACCCUAUCUGCCAGCGCCUUUCCCUAAAGUCCUUUCUGAUACUGCCCUUCCAGCGUAUCACCCGCCUCAAACUGCUGCUCCAGAAUAUUCUUAAGAGGACACAGCCUGGCUCCCCAGAAGAAGCAGAGGCCACGGAAGCACACCAUGUCUUGGAAGAGCUCAUCCGGGACUGCAAUAGCAAUGUCCAGAGUAUGCGACGGACAGAAGAACUGAUCUACCUAAGUCAGAAGAUUGAGUUCGAGUGCAAAAUUUUCCCACUGAUCUCACAGUCACGAUGGUUGGUGAAGAGUGGGGAGCUAACAGCCCUUGAGUCCAGUGUGUCGCCUGGGCUACGGAGGAAACUGGCCACUCGACCUGUCCACUUGCAUCUCUUCAAUGACUGCCUAUUGCUAUCACGGCCUCGAGAGGGUAACCGAUUCCUGGUCUUUGACCAUGCCCCUUUUUCAUCUGUACGGGGGGAGAAGUGUGAAAUGAAGCUGCAUGGACCACACAAGAACCUCUUCCGCCUCUUCCUCCGGAACAAUGCACAGGGCACCCAGGCCGAGUUCCUCUUUCGCACAGAGACUCAGAGUGAAAAGCUUCGCUGGAUCUCAGCUUUGGCUCUUCCAAGAGAGGAGUUGGACCUCUUGGAAUGUCAUGACUCCCCACAGGUUCAGUGUCUACGUUCUUAUAAACCUCGAGAGAAUGAUGAGUUGGCACUGGAGAAAGCAGAUGUGGUGAUGGUGACUCAGCAGAGCAGUGAUGGCUGGCUGGAGGGUAUGAGGCUGUCAGAUGGGGAGAGGGGCUGGUUCCCUUUGUCGCACGUGGAGUUCAUCACCAACUCUGAUGUUCGAAAGCGGAACCUGUCAGAGGCACAUAGAGUCAAGACUGCCAAACUACAACUGGUCGGACGCCAAAGAUAACUGCUGCUCAGGGGCAUCCCCUUGGGCCCAUGGACAUGAUACUUCAAUGGAAGGCAGCUGUCACCUGCAGCUCUGUAACAGAACCUCUUUGAAAGUCUGAAAACAAAAAUCAGCAAGACUGGACAGAAGCUUCAGACCUUCCACUCAUUGCCCAUUGGUGUGUUUGAGCACGUGUAUACACACACACACAUACACACACACAUACACACACAUAUACACACACACAUGCCCCGAUGCUCACUAUAAGAAUAUAGGGCAAAAGGAUUUGGGGUAGGGCCUGGACUCUGGGAACCAUUUCUUUAAGGAAGUGUUACCUAUCUGGGAGAUCUACACUGGAGCCUGAGCCAAGGGGCUCCACUUCUAUGAAAUUUACCAGUUCCCAUGCUCCCAGGUUGAUAAUUUGGAGCUGGAAUUUCAAAUGCUUUGUUCCAAACUGCAUCAUUUCUUCAACAUUCCUUUCCUUUGGGAACCAGCAUUAUUGGGAAGGAAAUUAAGGUACCUCUAGGGAAGCUAUAUGUUGCUAUGGAAAUGUGAGGGGGAUAGUCUCUCACUCUAAUAAACCUGGCACUUUGAAAUUUUUCUUCCCAUGCUCCUUAGCACUUAGCAUUGUUCAUAACAUGGCUGGACUUCAGGGAGGAAUCCAGGCUCAGCUGGGUUUGGGUGCCAUGAAGGGCUGUAUGUAGGCAGUGGGCAUAGAUUAUUGUGGCAGCUGUUGGUUCUUGCCUCGAUGCCACUCCCCCAGGGAUCUGGGGAGAUUCUCUCUUAGCUAUGACCUCAGGAAUGUAGCUGUUUCUUGAUUCUGUGCCUCUUCCUGCAAGGAGUUAUGCCAGCAAUACACUCAUGCAGACCCAUCUUCUUGAGUGCACCAGUAGCUAUACUACAAACAGUGAGGGUUAUGUCAUAAUAUAACAGAAUUUCUGAGUGGGAUGGGAAUUCAAUGAUCCUCCAGUUCACUCUUGCCUGAAAGAUGAAUUAUCUUUAUAGGAUGAAUGAAUCAAAAACAUUUAUUAAGUGCCUACUACUACAUGUCAAGCACUGACAGCUAGGGAUACAAAUACAAAAAUGACAGUCCCUGCUCUUAAGGAGUUUACAUUCUUUUGGGUAUGGAGUGGAUAACACUGUGACCAGGGAAGGUAAUGGUAAGUGGAACAAUAAGACAAUCCAUUGACUUGUCCUUUUCAGAGGCAAUCGUAGUGUUAAUUCGACUACCUUUCUUGGAGCAAGAGGUGUUAAAAAGGGAGAGGGUAGUGAAGAGGGCACCAUACAGCAGUAAGCUGCUGGGUGGAAGAUGGCCCUAGUGUGUCUAGAGUUCAAUGGCUUAGCUCAUCCCAGGCAUGAUUUCUAGUAAUCUGGUUUGGAGGGUGGAGCAGCAGGAAAUAAGAGUAACAGGAAAUAAAAUGUCCUAACUAGUAGCCAUCUAGCCUCUUCUUGAGGACCUCGAAUGACAGUAAAUACCAUCUAUUAAAGUAGGCUAUUUAACAGGAUACACUAGGCUUUCUGUUUAAGUAUUCCAUAUUCACCUAAUCUGUAAUAUUUAUUACUUUAUACACAUUUUAAAUGCAUUUCUCUAGUGUUUCCACCUGGAUAUAGCAUAGUACCAUAAAGAGAACACUGGAUCAAAAGGAAAUCUGGCUCCAGUUGUGUGACCCCCCAAAUCAGUUCUUUGGGCCUCAAUUUCCUCAAAUGUAAAAGGAAAGUGUCAAUUUAGUAGGAAGAAUGAGGCACUUCAGGGAAUGGAGACAGAAGAGGUAGGUGGGAGCAAAUAUCACGUAUCAUGUGGGAAGAUUCACUGGAAACCCCUGCACCAGGGUUUGGGGGACUAAAUGAGUGGAGUGGGAGGCUGAUUGUUGGGUUCAAGUCCUGUACUUCAAAAUUGUACUGUUCUUCAUUGGGUCAGGUGGGAGCUGCAGUCAUCUAUAGCAUUUAGGAGUGUCAGUGGGAAUAAAACUGAUGCAUUCUUCAUCAUCGAUCAAGAAAAAUGGAAAGGAACUCGGGUCAUAUAGUCCAAACCCCUCAUUUUUCAGAUAACAAAACUGGCCCAGGAAAGUUCAAUGACUUGGUCACAUAGAUAGUAAUCAAAAGAGGCAGGAUAUAUACCCAGUUCCUCUGACUCCAGAGCUCAUGCUACUAUUUCCACCAUACCAGGUGGCCUCCCUAUCAGAAUGGCUGUUUCUGACAAUAGUUGGAGUGUAGACAGAGUGGGAGAUUGCAAGCAGAAUUUCCAUUUUUGUCUAGGGGAAAUGCAGUGGCAAUCCCCUAGUAUUGCAGCCAAAGACUUUCUCCCAUUUUGCCUUUAUUGUGUAUAUGUAUGUGGCUCGGUGAGAGAUGGGGUGGGGAGGGGUCAGU